Molecule: messenger RNA, 656 nt
Organism: Ornithodoros turicata
Lineage: Eukaryota; Metazoa; Arthropoda; Arachnida; Ixodida; Argasidae
Exons: 7
Coding region: 78-584 (168 amino acids)
Source: RefSeq, a predicted model, not a curated record
UUGAUACUAGUCUUGCGCAUAAACUCUCCUUGCCUAACGCACACCGUACAUUCAGUUGGAACUGCGGGUCCAAGAAGAUGAUUGCCCUCGCGAUUAUCGUCGUCAUUCUUACGUAUUCCCAGCUAUGGGAUCCGGUCGAAUGCGGAUGCAGCUAUCCUCAAUGCGGAUCGGCUAUCCGUGACACGCUGAAAACCCGAAUAAAGCACAACGGUCGUUUGAUGACCUGCAGCUACCUACCCGAACCUUACUAUUAUUGCCCAUGCCAUCGCACAGAAGACGACGGGGCACCCUGUUGGAUCAUGAAUGAUGCUCGAGCCGGCCAGUGCUUCAGAGGGGAAUGUUACGAACCGUUGAACUACGAGUCUGCGAAAAAGGGGCAGCGGCUGAAUACUAAUCUACCAUGCGAAGUUCCGUCGGAUUAUAUGUACGAAAAACGUAGGGGAACACAAUGGCCUUACGGCUGCAAAUAUUAUUGCAGGUCCUCGCCUCACCUCAUUGUCAAUCAUCCUGAUGGAAGUCACUGUCUGAACCCAACAACGGCACCUCCUGGGAAAUGUCACAAUGGCUAUUGCAAGAAGAUAUAGGAUGACUGAAGAUAUCCAUAGGUAGCUUUGGUUGUCAAUGCCUCUAUGGAAUAAAACCUAUGUGCAUCCUUC